AUGUUAAUAGCUGCAACACUGGCAGUUGACGAGAUAUCAAUCCAAUCGUAUACAAAAAUAUAUAGAAAAACAAAGAAAGAUAAAAAGAUAUACACACUUUUUGAUUAUUUUAUCUUUAUCUAUUGUGAUGUUAUAGUUAUAUUAUAUAGAAGUAUGUUACAGCAUAAUUAA
Messenger RNA from Heterostelium album PN500, 171 nucleotides. RefSeq lists its product as uncharacterized. The transcript has 3 exons. The record is from RefSeq and is a predicted model, not a curated record. The coding region runs from base 1 to 171 and encodes 56 amino acids. NCBI's taxonomy places the organism in Eukaryota, Evosea, Eumycetozoa, Acytosteliales, Acytosteliaceae.